Messenger RNA from Epinephelus lanceolatus (giant grouper), 2179 nucleotides. Its product is annotated as claudin-4. Gene Ontology annotation, molecular function: structural molecule activity. The record is from RefSeq and is a predicted model, not a curated record. Gene Ontology annotation, cellular component: membrane; bicellular tight junction. Lineage: Eukaryota; Metazoa; Chordata; Actinopteri; Perciformes; Serranidae.
AGAACACUGGAAAACAACGUCUGAGCGGACACGUACACACGGCAGAGAGGAGGAAACACACUGACAAGUCGACACUUCUGGAAUCAGCAGCAGGUGUGGGAGCUACAGUUUGAGGAGGAGGCGUACUUGGGGGAAAGAGGAGCUGGCAAAGAGGAGGCUUAAGGGCAAAAUCCAGAAGGCCAUUAGACUUUUGCUGGACAGUAAAAGGGGGAAAGGGAAGGAAAGAGCACAGUGCAAGAGAGAAUUCAAUAAAAGGGAACCAAGAGGAGUGGAAAGACAAACAAAGGAACUUUUGGGGCGAAGAGUGGACGCCUGUCUGAGUGCACAAUGGUGUCUUUGGGACUUGAACUUGUCGGCGUCAUUCUGUCAGUGCUCGGCUUGCUGCUGAGUGUGACCAGCUGUGCCUUGCCAAUGUGGAGGGUCUCCGCUUUCAUUGGCUCCAACAUCGUCACAGCUCAGGUGUACUGGGAGGGCCUGUGGAUGAACUGUGUGUUCCAGAGCACGGGGCAGAUGCAGUGUAAGGUCUACGACUCCAUGUUGGCUUUACCUCAGGACCUACAGGCCGCCAGGGCGCUCACCGUCAUCUCCAUCAUCGUGGUGGUGGUGGCUCUCCUCAUCUCUACAGUAGGAGCAAAGUGCACCAACUGCAUUGAGGAAGAAGGGGUUAAAGCCAAGGUGAUGAUUGCCUCGGGUGCCUUGUUCAUCACAGCAGCUCUGACCCAGCUGGUGCCCGUCUCCUGGUCAGCACACACCAUCGUGUAUGAGUUCUACAGCCCAAUCAUCCCCUCGGCUCAGAAGAUGGAAAUCGGUGCAGCGCUGUAUCUGGGCUGGGCUGCUGCGGCUCUGCUGCUGAUUGGAGGAUUCAUCCUCUGUUGCAGUUGCCCACCGCAGGAUGAGAAACCACUGAGGUACAGUGUGCACCCCCAGAGCCGUGUAGCAUACUCCACCACAGCGAGGUCGAACGCCCCAAGCUCCUACAACAGAAGGGACUACGUGUGAGGGAAGAGGACAGGACUGAGGGGGGAGUAGGAGGAGUUGUGAACUCUAGUUCCACUUGGAUCCUGCUUAUUUGUGCAUUGUCAAGAAAUGUGUACAAAAGUGUAGCUACAUAAUGAUUAAACUGGUUUUUAGUGGAGCCAGUUGUUCACUAGAAAAUGGUAAAAGAGCCAAACCAAUUUGUGGAUAUUUAUGACCAUAAAUAAGUGUAAAUAUGGAGGCUGGGUUUUAUAUAUUUUUGAGGUUUAAAAGCUCUUUACAGAUGUUUGAUAGUACUGUUUACAGUUACCAUUGGUCUAAAGCCAGUUUAACAAGAUGUGACCAAAUAUGGUAAGAGAAGUUUGAAAAUUUGGUCUAUGUGGUCAGUUCAACGAGGAGACUUCAUCUCAUAUAUAUUUAUUAUUUGUGCUCGUAACAUUAUGUUGUGAAUGUUCCUUCUUGUACUGAUCAGUGUGUACAUGUAUAUAUAUAAAGCAAACAGAGACAUUGUUGUGUCUCUAGGGGGGUAUUAGCUUUCCUGCUAUUAUUACAAAAUACACACAUAGUCACGGACGUUGAACAUUGUACAGUCAACCAAAAUGGAGCUCAAAGCAAGGUCAACAUGGCGGAGUGGACUGUAAAGAGAGGUUAUGUAAAAUGAACAUUUGGUUGGGUGAUAUGUGUGUGAUUUUCUGUCUCUAUCACACUUCACAUGCAGCAUUAUGAGGCUGUGUUUCUACAAAGGUUGAUGCCUUUAUAUAACAUGACUUUUGUUGUUUAAACAUUUAAUGUACUUCCAAUAAUGAGAGUUUACUAUAUGACUGCAAAUGUAUUGUUUUGAGAUCGACUGAAAUGAUUAAAAAAACUUAAAUAAUAAAGUAAUAAUAAUAAAGUAAAAGUAAAGAUUUUCACCCUGAAACAUUAUGUGGGCCGAGUUUAUCCUGGUUCAGUUUAAAAAUUAUUAAGGUCAUUGCAUGUUUAAAUAUUAAAUAUGAUGAGGUUUUGCUUCUACAUACUGUUGAAAUGAAAGUGGUGACUCAAAUCAACACAAAUUACGAUUAACAACAAGAUGAAGACAACUUGAGCACAUUUUAAAAAGAAAAGAAGUUAUUUCAUUCGUGUUUGUUUUUACCUUCUUGUUUUGUUUUUUAUCUUUGACAAAACCAGCAUUAAAAAAAAGAUGUUGGCGAUGUGAGUGAUUUCA